AUGAGCCCAGGUCCGGAGUACCCGGAGCCUCCAUCCCAUUCACCUUUAAACCCCUAUCAAAUCCGGGACAUACAUACUGAUGGACAUGGGCACGGCCAUCGGCACGGGGAAACGCACCCGUCAUUCGGGAUGGGUCCAGACAGCAACCAGUCCCCAGAUUCGCAUGAGCUAGCAGGCGACGUGAAACGGCCGCGGGCGUGCGAACCCUGCCGACAGCUCAAAGUGCGGUGCGACCCAGACCCGGUGCACCCGGAAGGGUCAUGCAAGCGGUGCGCAAAAGCGCGGCGGACAUGUGUUGUGACCGCGCCGACGCGCAAGCGGCAGAAAAAGACCGACAGCCGGGUAGCGGAAUUGGAGCGGAAGAUCGAUGCUCUGACAGCAACACUGCAGGCAUCGCAUUCGACUGGUGCGCUCUUCUCUGGCGGAGCGGGGCAGCAACCAUCGCCGUCUAGGCUGCGCGAUGAUCAGGUGGCUAGUCGGAUAUGGACUGUUGGGGAGUCGAAGAUGGCUGGGAGCAAGCGGCAGCACACAGGCGAAGUCAAGGAUUCGCCUGGUGAGUUGCUGGCGCCACGGUAUUCGCGGCCGGGUAGUCCGUCUGCAGAGCAGAUUCCCAGCCAUGCGUCGAAGCAUUGGCGUAGACCUCUUGCUGGUGACUCUACGCUGCCGCCUCCGAAACAUGAGGCUGAUAAUGAGUUUGCUGAUAUGAUCGAUCGGGGGAUUAUAGAUUAUAAGACUGCCAGCGCGGCGUUUGAGCGAUAUAUCCAUCAAAUGGCACCAGAGAUGCCUUUUGUGGUUUUCCCGCCGGGAACUUCGAUGGGCGAGGUUCGGCGCAAUAAACCUUAUUUAUUUCUCGCCAUCAUUGCCGUUGCCAUUAGUGUCUUCAACCCCGAUGCACAGUUAAUCCUUAUGAAUGAGACAUAUCGCCUGAUCGCUGAGCAUGUUGUUGUCAAAGGCCAUAAGUCACUUGAGCUUGUUCAGACUAUAAUGGUUUCUUCUCUCUGGUAUCAGCCACCAGAUAACUUCGAGGAGCUCAAGGUCUAUUCUUUGACCCACAUGUGUGUGGUCAUGGCAAUGGAGAUUGGAUUGAACCGUCGCGUCUCUGAAAACAGACGGGCCUAUAGCAUGAUUCGCGAGCUGGUGACGAAAAAGCCGGCAGGUCCGCCAUUUGAUCCAGAGGGUCCGGAAGCAAGGCGGACUUGGGUUGGCUGUUAUUACUUAUCUGUCCAGGUAUCAGCGGCUUUGAGGAGAGUACAACUGGUCAGCUGGCAGCCGUACAUGGAUGAGUGCCUUGAUAUUCUAGAAAAUCACCCAGACUGCUUACCCUCUGACCGGAAACUGAAAUGGUGGGCAAAGCUGGGAUUGAUAAUGGAGGAUGCUGGACAUCACUUUUCUGCAGAUGAUCCCGAACCCAUUGCCACCUUUGCAGAUAGUAAGCUGUGGUAUAAUAUUAAGGUGUUUGAGGGUCGAUUAGCACAGUGGAGAAAGGAGAUCCCGCGGGAUGUUUACACUGGGCCCAUGGUUCACACAGAACUUGUCCUGAAUCUCUUUGUGCACGGAUCUGUGAUGUGUGUGACCUACAAAACUGGCACCAACUCUCCAUCUUAUGAUGAUUUGCACAACCCAUCAAUUGCAGCGGUGACCGAAGCGUUGACUUCGGCCAUCCGCUGCAUCCACCAGAGUGUGGAUGCUAUCUGCGCCAUUGAUAUUGACCGACUUAUAUCCCUACCUACGACGACAAUAGCGCGGACAACGUACCCCGUGGUCAGUUUGAUAAAAAUAUACUCAUUGUUCAUGUCGCCAGACACUCGAAUCGGGCAGAUUCUCGACGUGCAGAGUCUCAAACUCGAUUAUUAUCUGGAUAAAGUCAUCGCGCAUUACCGCACGGCCGCCGCGCGUGAUGGUGGCCGUGCAGCAGCGAAAUUUGGAAACAUAAUGGUCCUGUUGCGCAAUUGGUUUUUGAAAAAACGCGACCAGGGAGAUCAUGGCCGGGAAUUAAAAGAGGCUUUUUCAAAUGAUCAGAAACCCUCUGGUCACCGGCAGAAACAUCAGAACCAUGAUACCCCGAACACGCCAUCUACCGAUCCAAGAACGCAGAUGGCAUCGGGCAUGACACCCCUCCAUUUCCUAAGUGAAGUAGCCAUGGGUGAUCCAGCACACCGAGUUAACAAUCCAAACUCUCAACGCCCAGGCUCAGUAGCCGGGCAAUCAUAUUCCUCAAACCACAGUACAAGCUCAACAGUCAACCCGAUGACAACGCCAGGCCCAUCCACUUUCGGGCCAGAUCCACCCCAAACCAGCUGGUCAUCUGGGGCAUCAUACCCAAUCACUCUCCCGACCUCGGACUCGAACCACAUCGAGACGAGGGGUUACUACCAACCCUAUUCAUCCGCUGAACUCACACAUAACUAUCCAGAUCUACCGUCGAGUUCCGCACAGACUCAGGGAUACCCGGACAUGUCCACCGUGACUGGGAUACAGCUUGCCCCUCCGAUGGGAAUGGCCCCGGAGAUAGGCAUAGACCCCAAUUUCGGUGAUCCGUGGUUUACAUUAGGGAAUAUUAUGGAUGAAGGACUGUUCACGUUCCCGAUUUCUUUUGAUGGAAAUUUAUUCUAG
This is a messenger RNA of Penicillium vulpinum, 2613 nucleotides long. Its product is annotated as putative C6 transcription factor (War1). Gene Ontology annotation, cellular component: nucleus. Gene Ontology annotation, biological process: regulation of DNA-templated transcription. Bases 1 to 2613 code for a protein of 870 amino acids. Lineage: Eukaryota; Fungi; Ascomycota; Eurotiomycetes; Eurotiales; Aspergillaceae. The record is from RefSeq and is a predicted model, not a curated record. Gene Ontology annotation, molecular function: zinc ion binding; transcription cis-regulatory region binding; DNA-binding transcription factor activity, RNA polymerase II-specific. The transcript has 3 exons.